AUGAUCAACACUAUCUAUCCGAACGAGACCACGAACAUGACCAAAAGUCUGGUAUUUAGCCAGUCUUUGGGUGCGGUUAGUGGAGACUCCGCUGUACAUCUUAGCGUCAAAGGUCAAAUGCAUGCGCUCGUACGACAGCAGGCGCAGGAAUUGCUUAGCAUUUACUCACAAUCUUACUGGCUCAACCCGUCUCGCGGUCUUUUGAACGGUGACAAUGGCAGUUCUCCCGUAUUCUUUAUAAUUGUGGGCCAUGACAUGAGCAAUGGGACAAGGAAAUGCAAAUGCAAUGAGGCACUGCGAUUCUGGGACAAGGACAGUUGCAUCUGGUGCCAACAGGGUACUUUAUCCUGUCUAGAACUUGACAGUCGAACCACAGUAUUACCACGGUCAUCCGCUGCUACGGAUCUCACGAUGAUGUCCAAAUAUCACUGGAGCAGGCGAAGAGGAAUGUACUGGGUUGGACACAGAGGAGGGGCGGGUGGCGAGUGCUGCAGCGAGGACAGGACAGCGCUAGCGUUCGAAAAACAAUCUGUUUUCGCUGCGUCGCAACAAACAAAUAUUGUGACAAUCCUCUUAAGAAAACUAUGGUACUGGUUCUUGCGAGACCACAUUUAA
Molecule: messenger RNA, 615 nt
Organism: Suillus subalutaceus
Lineage: Eukaryota; Fungi; Basidiomycota; Agaricomycetes; Boletales; Suillaceae
Exons: 6
Coding region: 1-615 (204 amino acids)
Source: RefSeq, a predicted model, not a curated record